UGUUAAAAUGGCGGCUCAAGUUUCGUCGAAUGACUGUGAUUUUUGCGAAUUCAAUAAGAGAAAAGCGUCUUUAUAUUGCGACGAAUGCGAAAAGUUUUUAUGCAUUGAAUGUAAACGUAGCAUUCAUGAUAAGGUUCCAAUUAUUCAGGAUCAUAUUGUGGUAGAUAUCAAGAAGACAGGGGGUCGUGUUAUUAAACGAAAGCCUGUAUGUUUAACGCAUAAGCAAACAUUUCUAUAUUAUUGCAGUAAAUGUGAAUGCCUCACCUGCAAGCAAUGUAUGACUAGUUCUCACAAUGGACAUACAACUGAUACAAUUAAAAAGAUUGUUGAUGUGUUCCGAGAAAAUGCUAAAGAAACCCAUGAUAAGUUGAAAGCGAAAGUUGCAAUUGUAAAGAGGACACUGGUCGCAAUUAAAACAAAUCAAACGCAUAAAAUAACAUCUGAUUUCGACUCUUACGUCCACAAAGUCGAGAAAAUUUGCCGGGAGAUGUAUGGAAUAGUUGAUCAUACCAAAAAAAUACACAUGACCGCUGCAUCGGACUUCAAAACGAAUGAGAACCAAGAUUUGAACAGAAAGCGAGUUUUCUUUCAGCGUCAAUAUGAUGAAUCAUCUAAUACAUUAAUUCAGAUCGACAACCUCUUACAAGAAUCACAAGAUGUUACCUUUUUUACUGACUGGAAACGUCUCAAAACGGAUGUAGAUAAUAUGAUUCAAAUAGAUCAAGCCCUCCAAAGUCCAAGGCGAAUUGAAAGUUUUAACGAAGACAAUUUUAUGACACCAAUUAUUGGAGAAAUAGAUAAGAGGCUAAAAAGGAGUAUGUUCAAAGAAAAAGAAACUGAAAUUGAAUAUUUGACAAAUGAAGUAAAGAAAACAGAAACUGAGAUUCAAUUGCUGCAAAAUGCAGUAAAGGAACACAAAAUAUUGACCUACAAUCUUCAGAAGGAGAACAAUGAUUUAAACAAAGGAUUAAGAAAGAAGCAAGCAGAAAUAGAAAAGUUAUCACGAAAAUGCUGGGGAUCGUCAACGAUAAAUGCUAGAUAUCGAUAUAGUGCAGCUAUAGAUAUUGGUUCUUCAUACUCAGGGUAUGCUUAUAGUUCUAAUGAUGAUUAUACACAGGAACCAACUAAAAUAAACACCAAUCUAUGGUCUGGAUCUAAACUACUGUCAUUAAAAGCUCCAACUGCUCUUUUGCUUGAUUCAAGCCAGGAAUUCGUAGCGUUUGGAUAUGAGGCUGAGAAUAUGUACUCUGAACUGGUAUCUGAGGGUGAACAUGAGGAUUAUUAUUAUUUUCAUAGCUUUAAGAUGAUUCUCCAUCAGAAGAGAAUCACAGCAGAUAUAAAGAUAAAAGAUGAGCUUGGUAAAGAAAUAGAAGCUUUGAAGGUGUUUCAAUAUGCAAUUAAGUUCCUGAAGGAUCACUUAUUUAAGAGUAUAUCAGAUAAAAGAAAAGGUAUUAUGGAGAAGGAUUUACACUAUGUCCUUACUGCACCUGCCAUAUGGGAAACCUCUGCAAAGCAGUUUAUGAGGGAAGCUGCUACUUUGGCCGGUAUUAGAAGUAGACAGUUGUGUAUUGCUUUAGAGCCUGAAGCAGCUUCAAUUUACUGCCAGCACUUUAAAACUGACAGCCAGUAUUCUACAGAUGACAAAGAUGCAUUUGCCCAGACAAUUAAAGCAGGAUUGAAGUUCAUGGUAGUUGAUCUUGGAGGUGGCACAGCUGAUAUAACAGUCCACCAAAGACAUGAUGAUGGUACACUUAAAGAAGUUGUUCCACCCAGUUGUGGUCCCUGUGGUGGGAAAUCUAUAGAUGAAGCUUUCCAUAGCUUUCUAAAAAGGAUUUGUGGACCCAAAGUUAUGGAAGAAUUGAAAAAAACUGAACUUGAGGACUUUAUUGAUUUAUUUAGAGAAUUUGAAAGUAAAAAGAGGUCAAUUCGUUUAGAUCAAACUAACAAAGUAGUCAUUACAUUGCCUGUUGCCUUAAUUGUUUUAGUUAAAAGCCAUAGAGGUAAAAUGGAGACAGCUCUAGAGCAAUCGCCGUAUGGUCAGGCAGUUUCCUACAGCAAGCAAAAGUUACACAUUUCCCCAGAGUUAUUUAGAGAUUUAUUCAAAUCUACAGCUCAGGCCUUAAUAAAACACCUAGAACAAAUGUUUCGUAAUGUCAAAUUAUCGGAUUUAAAAAGUUUUAUUAUAGUUGGAGGCUUUUCAGAAUGUGAACUUAUACAGCAUAGAAUGAAAGAAACAUUUGGAAAACAUAAAAAGAUCAUUAUUCCUGAAGAAGCAGGUCUUGCUGUCCUUAAAGGGGCAGUUUUAUAUGGCCACCAACCAAAAGCUAUCAGCGCCACGGUACUUCAUCAUACUUAUGGUUUUCAGUGCUGCCAAAAAUGGGAUCCUGAAAAGCACCCAAAAUCAGGGAAAGUCAAUAUAGGUGGUGUUGAUCAAUGCAAGGAUGUAUUCUAUAAAUUUGUCAAAGUUGGUCAGCAAGUGGAAACUGGCAUUGAGGAGUCCCAUGUUUUUAAAGUAUUGAAACCCGACGCAAAAACCAUUGAGUGUACAAUCUACGUAUCAACAGACACUAACCCACGAUACGUUACCGAUCCAAGCUGUCAAAGACUAGGAAAUGUAAUCAUUCCGCUGCCAGAAAUUACAGCUGGACAAGUAGUAGAGAUAGAGGGUACUAUGGUAUUUGGAGGGACUGAACUUGUAGUCCUAGCUAGAGAGUUACACACUGGAAGAGUAGUUGUAUCACAGUUUGAUUUUAUAUAGAGUGCUUGUCUAGAUUAUCAUGUACUAAGUGAUUUGUUUUGUAUUGUGUUAUGUAUUAAACUAUACUUAUUUAUCAGAA
Messenger RNA from Mytilus trossulus (common blue mussel), 2837 nucleotides. RefSeq names its product heat shock 70 kDa protein 12A-like. Bases 8 to 2758 code for a protein of 916 amino acids. The record is from RefSeq and is a predicted model, not a curated record. Gene Ontology annotation, molecular function: ATP-dependent protein folding chaperone; zinc ion binding; ATP binding. The transcript has 6 exons. NCBI's taxonomy places the organism in Eukaryota, Metazoa, Mollusca, Bivalvia, Mytilida, Mytilidae.